CGAAUACCGCUCCCUACCUCCUUGUGCAUCCCUCUCCUCGCCGGAUUACCGAAUAUGACCCAAUGUCUGCGUGCGUAUAAAAAAAGGAAAAGCUAGGAGAGCCACUCCCAUCGAGGAGGGGAGUCUCCUGCACGUACAGCGACUCCAGAGCACAUCCAGCAGACACACUCAGGGCGUGUUGCUAUACUCUUCUUUGAAGUGGGAGGAUGGCGACCCUUGUGCAAUCCGCAGAUCUUGAACAGUUAGAGACAGAUCGCAACGUGAUGGCGUCGCCCACGUCCACCAGCCUUUCGCAGCACUUCGUCGACAGCAAAUUCUACCUGCUGGUGGUCAUCGGGGAGAUCGUCACGGAGAAUCAUUUGAAGUGCGCGAUUGCGGACAUCGAGAAAGGGAUCCGGUCCUGGGACACCAACCUGGUGAGCUGCAACCUGGACCAGGAGCUGAAGCUGUUUGUGUCGCGCCACUCGGCCCGCUUCUCCUCUGAUGUCAAAGGCCAGAGGAUUCUUCACCACAAAAGCAAUAUCCUGGAGACAGUGGUGCUCAUCAACCCGUCGGAUGAUGCAGUCAGCACGGAGGUACGUCUGAUGAUCUCAGACACUGCCAGACACAAGCUGAUUGUCCUGUCGGGUCAGUGCUAUGAGAACACUGGCGAGCUCAUUCUGCAGUCUGGAUCCUUCUCCUUCUUUAACUUCAUCGACAUUUUCACUGAUCAAGAGAUCGGUGAGUUGCUCACCACCAUUCACCCAGCCAACAAAGCCAACCUCACCCUGUCCUGCCCUGAGCACGGGGACUGGCAGAACUCUAAUUUGGACAAACACAACCUGCAGGACUUCAUAAACAUGAAGCUCAACUCUGCUCUCAUACUCCCGGAGAUGGAGGGCCUUUCCGAGUUCACGGAAUACCUAUCCGAGUCGGUGGAGAUCCCGUCUCCCUUUGACAUGCUGGAGCCGCCCACCUCAGGGGGGUUCCUCAAGCUCUCCAAGCCUUGCUGCUACAUCUUCCCCGGCGGACGCGGUGACUCGGCGCUCUUUGCCGUCAAUGGCUUCAACAUGCUGAUUAACGGCGGCUCGGGGAGGAAGUCGUGCUUCUGGAAGCUGGUGAGGCACCUGGACAGGGUGGACUCAAUCCUCCUGACACACAUCGGGGACGAUAACCUGCCCGGCAUCAACAGCAUGCUGCAGAGGAAGGUGGCCGAGAUGGAGGAGGAGCAGUCCCAGGGCUCGGCGGCCAACAGUGACUGGGCCAAGAACAGGAUCUCACCAGACAUCGGUGUUGUGUUCGUAAAUCUUCCCGAAACUUUGGAAAACCCAGAGCCUAAUUAUAGGGUGCGUAGGAACAUGGAGGAGGCAGCAAACAUUCAGCAGUUCCUCACCAAGCUCAACUUGAAAACAGAGUCUCUGCAUAGGCCUGUCGGGAACACCAUAGAACCAAUUGUUCUUUUUCAGAAAAUGGGUGUUGGGAUGCUUGAGAUGUAUGUAAUUAAUCCAUCCAAGAAUAGCAAGGAGCUGCAGCACUUCAUGAAACAAUGGACCGGGAGUGAGAAAGACAAAGUCUCAAUAAUGUUACCCAAUGGAAAAGAAUCAGAGUUUCCGGUAUCUUCACUGACGUCCAUUUCAUCGUUGAUCGUGUGGCAUCCCGCCAACCCUUCAGAGAAGAUAGUGCGUGUCCUCUUUCCUGGAAAUGCCACUCAGCAUCACAUCCUGGAAGGGCUAGAGAAGCUAAAGCACUUGGACUUCUUGAAGCAACCAGUUGUUACCCAGAAAGCCAUAAGUGCCAACACAGCAGCCGCUGCAGCGGAGGCUAAGCCCAAGCAGGCGAAGCUAAAGCACAGAACUGACAGCAGAGAGAGCCUCAAAUCCACCCCCAGGCCUUCACCGAGCAGGGCCAUCAGGAAGGAGUCCAAAGAAGAAGUUCCUGAAAAGGAAAAGACAGAUGCAGAAUCUCUUCAGGAAAAAACACAAAAGAAGGCCCCAAUGCGCAAGGUACCUGAAAAAGAGGUGAAACCGAAGGCAGAGCAGGCGGCUGCACAUGAGACUCAAGAGAAAAACAAGCUCAAGACUCAAAAAGAAAGGAUUGUGAAGAAGGAACCUAAAAAGUUGGUCGAGAAGAAACAUGAGGAGGUGAAGAAGGAGGCAACGAAGAAAGAAGAAAAGCUUACCCCCAAAAGGGAAACCAGAAAGGAGGUGAAAAAGGAGGAGGUAAAGAAAGAGCUCAAAAGAGAUUUCAGGAGAGAGUCUCCUAUGAAAGACAGGAAGGAGAUGAAGAAAGAGCUAAACAAAGAUGAAUCAAGGAAGGAUAUGAAGAGGUCAUCCAAAGAUGUGAAAAAGGUGCCAGCUGCAAUUGAGGCAAAGAAACUGACCAAACCAAAGGCUUUAGUAAAAGCUGAAUCUUCCAAAAAAGAUGCUGGAAGUUCUUUAAAACAAAAGGAAAAGGAAAAGGUAAAGGUGACAAAGAAAGAUAUAACAGUGGAGGAAGCUAAACCUGUAUGUGCAGUCAAUGCUGUUGCAAAGAACAUGGAGAAAGUGAGGUCCUUGAUGUCUUCUCCAGAAGACCUGACUAAGGACUUUGAAGAGCUUAAAGCCGAAGAAUCAGCUGUAGUUGAGGGAGAGAUACAGCAAACCCAAGAGGAACCAGCUGUGUUGAUCCAGCAUGAAGAAUUGUUGCAGACCAAAGAGUCCUCUGAAGCCGCAGAGUCUAUCGAUGAAGGAAUUACAACAGAAGUUGAGGGGGAAAGUGGAGAGACUCCCGAUGAACCGGAACCCAAGGAAAAGAUUGAUGGGUGUGGAAGUGAGAAAUUUGAGGAUGAAGGCACUGGACUCGAAGAGACAUCUGACACGGUAGAUUAUAUCGAGAAGGGGGAAUCAGAUGAAGUUUACACACCACAAACCGUGGAAACAGAAAAAGAAACAGUUAUAAAUAAUAACAAUGAAAUACUUGGUGAAAAUGAGAACACAUCUGUAAAAGUUGGUGGCGAAACGUAUGAUGACAUUGAGGAUGAAACACUCAAACAAGAUAAGGUUCAGGGUGUAAAGGAAAUUGACACUGAGAAAGUCUGUUUGCUUGUAUCAGCCUCCCCCAAAGUCUCAUCACCGGUUUCUCCGGCAGCGUCGAUACAUGAUGAAACGUUUCCAGUGGCCUUUGAAGGCGAAACUGCUUCCGAUGACGAAAACAUAGAAGAAGCUCUGGAGGUAUCCUCCUCCGGCCACACUCAAUCCAUAAUGGACAUCUCCAGUGUCCCCACUCCAAUGGACGGGAUGUCCACACCUAGGGAUACCCCAAGCGAUGAAAAUGAUUCUCCUUCUCAGGACGCUGGCAGAAUUGCCGCGUCGACCUAUGGGGAGUUUGAAGUGAGACGUCUCUCCCCACUCCAGGAUUUGCCAGAAUCUGACCUCUCCAAGAGCGAGGCCACAGAGGGCAAAGACUACCCUCCAUCUGCCUGCACUGUAUCUCCUCCCUCACCCCUCGAAGCAGAUAGAUUCUGCAGAGAGUUCCCAUCUGAUGAUGCCGUAGAGGCCCAGGUGUCAGAUAAGGUGCCAUGUGAUAAAGAAGACCUAGACUCAACCAGAUUGAAUUCUGUUUCCUCAACCUCACCACUUAUACAUUCUCCUUCUAUGGAGAAGAAGAUGAAUUUCGAAGCUCCCUUGCUCUUUGCCUCACCUAUUGAAUUGUGCACCACUAUGACCGGAUCACCAAAGGGGGUAGCUGAGUCUUUGAUCAGCCCAGAUGAUAAGACAUUAGAGGACACAAAUUCACCUCAAUCCUCGGGUCACACACCUUACUAUCAGUCUCCAGUAGACGAAAAGUCUAAAAUGAUAGCAUCUGAGGACAAUGCUGAGGGACCCACAAUUGUUGAGGUUACCAGUGACAGAGAGGACUCGUCUAAAAGUGCCAGCCCAGAGCCAAAGGAGGUUGAGCAUGGCAUAUCUUCACAUGCGGAGAAGGCAGUCUCCCCUCAGCAAAGCCCACUCACCCUUGGACACGAGUUUCCCACAAUGAAAGAAGAGUCAAUAAGUGACGCAGAGAAAAAUAAUGGAGAAGACAGUCAUGUGGCAGCAGCCCCUGUCAAACAUGAAUUCGACACCAACAUCACUUUCAAAGAGGAGAGCAAAAUGUCAAUAUCAGAGGGCACCACAUCAGACAAGUCAGGUACACCAAUAGAAGAGGCGGUAGCAGAUGACACCUUCUCCCAUCUGGCCUCAGCAUCCACUACUUCGUUGGCCACCUGCUCCUUCCCUGAGCCCACCACUGACUCCCCAUCGCUUCAUGCCGAGGUGGGCUCGCCUCAUUCCACAGAGGUGGAUUCGCUGUCUGUCUCUGUGGUACAGACGCCAACCCCCUUCCAUGAGGCGGAGGGCUCCCCUUCCAAGGAGGAGAGCCCCAGGCCAAUGUCCAUCUCCCCCGACAACUCGCCAAUGGCAAAGAUGAGGGCACAAGCGCAGGAGGCUAAAUCCCCUGAGCAGUCUACUACCUCCGUGGAGUUGGGGCAGGACUCCCCUGACCAUUCCUUAGCCUUGGACUUUAGUAAGCAGUCUCCAGAGCAUCCAUCGUUGGCGGGGAGCUCCCGUGCCACAGAGAAUGGCCCCACGGAGGUGGACUACAGCCCCUCAGAAGGAUUGGACCUGAGACCAGUGGGCGAGCACGAAUUCAAUGUGGAGACAACUGUUCUUUUCAAAGAGAUGGAUACAGUUCAUGUCAUUUCCGCGUCUCCAUCGGAUGUAUCUCAGUCUACUCCCUCUGUCACCACUCCAUGCCAAAUGAGAGAAAUGCCACCCAGCACGCUACUGCCAACAGACAAGUCUCCAGUAACCCAGAAGGUUGCUUCUCUCACCCAUUCUCCUCUUUCCACUGACUCAUCACCAUUGAUCGGAGGUCCACCAGGAAAAGAAGAUGACAGCCCAACAUCUCUUUCUGAGGAAGAAACUUCAAAUAAAUCCAAUAAAGACACAGAGCAGAGCUACGAGACACACACCUCUCCAAAAUCGAUUUCACCAUCAUUCCCACCUCCAUCAAUGUCCACACCACCUCCAUCAUCAUCCCCACCACCGCCACCAUCAUCUUUCUCACCUACACCACCAUCAGUAUCCCCUCUACCUCUAUCAGUAUCCCCACCACCACCAUCAUCAUCCCCACCACAAACACCAUCAUCAUUCUCACCAACACCACAGUCAUCACCACCACAACCCUCAUUGAAAUCCCCCCGAUCAUCCCCAACACCAUCAUCAUCUGCACCACCACCCUCUUUAUCACCCGCCCCAUCAAGCCCACCACCACCAUCAUCAUCCCCACCACCAUCAUCAUCUCCACCACUGCAGUCAUCAUCACCACCCAGAGAGGCGCUUUCUCCCAAGGAGACAAAUCCCUUUAAAUGUGACACGUCCACACCACCCUCAAAAUCCCCCAACAGCCCUAAAGUCCCCUUCCCAUCGUCCCUGCCUCUAUCCCCAAACUACAUGUGUGCCGGUGGUUCCCAGGAACCCAACCUUUCAAAGCAGAGCUCCUCUCCCCACUCCAAGACAGACGUGGACCUCUGCCUGGUCAGCUCCUGUGAGUACCGCCACCCUAAGACGGAGCUGUCACCGUCCUUCAUGAACCCCAACCCGCUAGAAUAUCUGAUGAGCGAGGAAAUGGCCCUGGAGGAAGGGAAACUUCUGACCAAGUCAGGCGGAGGCCCCCCGCCCCCGGGCGGAAAGCUCCAAGCCAAGCAGUGUGAGGAGACCCCGCCGACCUCCAUCAGUGAGUCCGCUCCGUCCCAGACCGACUCGGACGUCCCCCCGGGGACCGAGGACUGCCCUUCAAUCACUGCCGACGCCAACAUCGACUCUGAGGACGACUCUGAGACGCUGCCCACCGACCGGACCCUGACCUACCGCCACGCCGACCCACCUCCACCGGCGGCGAAGGACCCGGCCCCGUCUUCGGCCCCCCCUGACGUCUGCAUGGUGGACCCCGAGGCCCUCAAGGCUGAGGAGCGCCAGGAGGAGGCGGCCGCGGAGAAGACCAAGAAGAAGAAGCUCACUAAAACCAGCGGCUCGCCAGCCAGGAAGAGCGCCCUGGCGAAGGCCAAAGAUACCAAGACGGCCUCACCAAAGAAGAUAGUGGGAGAAGGUAAAGAUGCAAAGAACGCGACCAACACCUCUGCAUCUAGGGGAGCGAAGAGUACUACAAGUACUGGGAACACCAAGGUCUCGAGUGGAGCGGCAGUGCCCAACUGUCCUCCCAUGUACAUGGAUCUGGUUUACAUCCCCAACCACUGCAGUGCUAAGAACGUGGACGCUGAGUUCUUCAAGCGGGUUCGUUCAUCCUACUACGUGGUCAGUGGCAACGACCAGCCGGCUCAGGAGCCCAACAAGACUGUUCUGGAUGCCUUGCUGGAGGGAAAGGCCCAGUGGGGAAACGAUAUGCAGGUGACCCUGAUCCCCACCCACGACUCGGACGUGAUGCGGGAGUGGUACCAGGAGACUCACGACAAGCAGCAGGAGCUCAACAUCAUGGUCCUGGCCAGCAGCAGCACCGUGGUCAUGCAGGACGAGUCUUUCCCCGCCUGUAAGAUAGAGUUAUAAGUAUGCACUGCGAGCAUGGCGACAGUUCACAACGGUCUGUGGAAUGUACGAAGGGAACGGAAUGCAUGAGACCCCUUUUCACAGUGGUGGUCCGGAGUAGGACAGACACGGGUGUAGCGAUUAACACUAAUUAUGGAUCUCCUCCAUUUAUCUAUCAACUCUCACACCAGAAUAGACAAAAACGAAUGAAGAUGACCACACUUUGGCCAGGCUGGCGCACUGAGACACAUAGAUCAAACAUACCUGAGGUUAAAGUGCCCCUCUUCCACCAACAGAUGGGAUGCAGAUUAUUUGUUACAAGCUUUUUAAAAAGGACCCUCUUGUGACAUCACAUGUGGGCGUGUCUACCCAGACAUCUGAUGGAUAGAUCAGCCUGGUGGUGAAAUGGGGGCCCUUUAAUAUGUAGGGGCUACAUCUGUGUUUACCCUGCUAGAAAAACCCACCCCCACACACACACUGUGAAAAUGGUCCAUUGUGACAGAUAAAGUAAUUGUGAUGUACUGAUGAUCCUGAGAGGGCUUAUUAUAUAUAACCUAUAUGCUUCAAGUGGUGAUCUUCUUUUGUGACCUAAACUAUAUCACUAUAGCUUUGUGAACACUCUACCAUACAAGCUCUCUGUGGUACGGAUGAUUCAGACGAGUUCAGCUGUGGGACAUUCACGCCUCAAAAGUAAAUCCAACAACAUCCUUAUUGUGUGUUUUAUUUAUUUAUUUAACAAGGUAGUUUUUACUGUUUCUUCUAUCUAUGCUCGUAUAUAUAAGGAAGCAUAUCCCCAACGAAAUAUCUUCUUCCACACUUUGGAUUACUGAAUUGCCAUGCGAAAAGCCAAGUUAAUGAUGUGUCUGCUGGAUAAUCCCUCCCACUAAGACUUAAGGGAUCAGGAGAAUUGCCUUAGAGAGUCAAACUGAAUGUACGGUUAUCAAUUAGUCGGAAGAAAGCUGCAGAAUAGUGGUGGUCAUCACUGUCGUGAUGAUCACCACCAACGCUAUUGACCCUGAGAAAUGAACUUGGCAUAAGGAUGACAAUGCUUCCUCUUUUAACGCUAGCAUUACCCUCCAUAGUUGGCAUUACGCCGAACUGAAUAUUUAUUAAAACCUUGGAGACGUUACCCUAUUCUUGAAUGAUGUUUCUGCUGGAUAAUCAUGCUGCUGGAUUGUAUUGACAGUGGAAUGCUUUCUUAGCUUUAGGAAUCUUUGUUUCCGGCAAAUUCUUGCGCUUUACAGAUUAGCAACAGUUUGGAGCUUUGUAGCAGAGGGCAUUCCCACCACUCUUCAGAAUUGGAGAAUUAUUUUUUCUCUUAAGCAUCACUGUUAUUUUAAAUUGUGUUGAUUGUUAAUUUAUUAAUAAUAACUUCUUUAAAUUGGUUGAAUUUGCGCCAGAUCAAACCUUCAAUCAUGUUAUUGUUGGUUUGUUUGUUGGUUAGCAUGUUGUGGUUUAUUUUUAGCUGUAGGAAAACCCUCGCCUUUUCUUUCUAGUUGCCAUGACAGGAUAUGUUUGUAUAUCUUGAAAUGUCUUGUUUUCUAAAGCUCUGUAGUAUAAUUAUAAAUAGCUGUGUGGACAGGGAAUGUUCUAAAGGGACGCACAUUAAUACUGAGAUGCACACGGCAGAUAGGUGUCCUCUGAGAGUAAAUCUGGUUAGAACUGGGAUAUGAAUGUCAUGGCUGCAGAGUUGGCUGUUAAGGAGAAGAUAGAUCGGGCAUCAAAUUAGCUUUUUGCAUUUGCUGCUUCCAGUGGUACUGUAUCAUUAUUAACGACUAUUUUAGAAUACUGCCGUUUUCUUGUAAAAUAAAUAAAUAACUAGCUUACCGCUGUAACAGCCCAGUUACAGAGAGGCAGCAAGAUAGACGCCUUGAAGGCUCAGCCCAACGGCAGGACGACCAUUUUUGCCUUUAAAGAUGAACGUGUGACAAUACUACCAGACACUUGAAUUGCUUACAUGACGCAAAACCAACCCAGGACAAUAUACAACAAACCACAGAUAGCUUUUGGCAGGCAAGUUAACCGAAGAAACUGUCAGCAAAUCACAGCUGGAAACAGACCCACUAUCCAUAAUCACAGGCUUGCUCGUCCAUCGUUGGCCAGGUAUGUAGUUAUGUAAAACAGACGACCACAACCCCUCAGAAAUCACAUUUUCUGCAGAUAAACCUCUAUCAAAUAGCAUGGCCAUAAUCAAACAACAGACUACAUUGUAUGAACCAAAUUCAUGUUUUCUCUCUUUCUCUCUGUUCUUUGUCUCUCUCAAUCCUUCCUCUUGAUCUCUGCAUCUUUCUCUGUGCUAUUGUUAAUGUUUGUCUGCAGCUGUAUGGUAUAAUUGUCUUGUGAUCUUGCAUUGACAUUUCCCUGUCCCUUUCCCAACUCAUAUUUAGCUGUAGCGAUUAGUUUUCAACAAACUCCUCCUCUGAUGUGUGUGUGUGUAUGUGUGUAUGUGUGUGUGUGUGUGUGUGUGUGUGUGUGUGUGUGUGUGUGUGUGUGUGUGUGUGCGCGUUGAAACACCUCUUCUAACCUCAUUGGAAAUGUGCUGUAAAGGGAACACUUCUUAAAAGAAAAAAUGAUCAAAAAAGUACCACAUUAAAAUUUGUUGCGUAAGAAAAUGUAAA
This is a messenger RNA of Gadus macrocephalus (Pacific cod), 9157 nucleotides long. RefSeq names its product microtubule-associated protein 1B (gene map1b). The transcript is spliced from 7 exons. Bases 207 to 6560 code for a protein of 2117 amino acids. Gene Ontology annotation, molecular function: microtubule binding; actin binding. The record is from RefSeq and is a predicted model, not a curated record. Gene Ontology annotation, biological process: regulation of microtubule depolymerization; axonogenesis; dendrite development. Lineage: Eukaryota; Metazoa; Chordata; Actinopteri; Gadiformes; Gadidae. Gene Ontology annotation, cellular component: neuronal cell body; synapse; cytosol.